This is a messenger RNA of Biomphalaria glabrata, 3298 nucleotides long. Its product is annotated as perlucin-like. Bases 163 to 798 code for a protein of 211 amino acids. The record is from RefSeq and is a predicted model, not a curated record. The transcript is spliced from 2 exons. Lineage: Eukaryota; Metazoa; Mollusca; Gastropoda; Planorbidae.
AUGAGUCCCUAACUCAUCCUAUUCCCGCCACCUGCUAGCUAAUUGGGUAAACCACGAUUUACUAGAGAUAAAACUAUAAAAAGCUUCAACUCGUAAACUCACAAAUCUCAAAACGUUUUUAACGCGCUGACGUCUGCACGCUCUGGCAGCAGACGAAAGAAAAUGCUCUCAACGUUGAUAAUUAUUGUCUACGCCCUGCAACUUGCAAGCUGCAGUUAUGACAAUGAAGCUGAUCAGAGUGCAAGCAGCUGUCCAGUGUUUGACCUGAAGUACAUCGUGGACACACUCCUACAGCAACAGAGAGAACUCUGCAGAUAUCGAUGUCUAACUAAUGGAUCUGACGAUCUGCUUGAGGCACUAAAAGCUCAAAUUGAAGCCAUCCUCCCUCUUCUGUUCCACGCUCCACUGAUCUACGACAACAGGAAGUACGUCAUCUCCAAGUUUCCUUACCAAAGUUCUGAAGAAGCCAUGACAUACUGCACAGCUUUUGGCGGAUACUUGGCAGAAGUCAAUGACAAUAACGAGUACACGGCCUUGCAAAAUUUUGUUCUAAAUACACCAGCAGUAGACAUUGUGCUCAUCGCUGGGUCUGACGCCAUAACAGAAGGAACCUGGAGGUUUCAGAGAACUGGUGAACUAGUACCAAUUUUAGAUUGGUGCCCAGGACAGCCAGAUAAUUUGGGAGAUGAAGAUUGCUUGAAUUUGUGGAAAAGAUAUGGCGGUAAAAUGAAUGACCUGCCGUGUGGUUUCAGGAGUUCUGAUGACAGGUUUAUGUGUGAGCUACCUAAAUUGUACUAACUGAUCAUUCCUGACACCAAAAUGUUUCUUUUCAUUUGUUUACUUUUUGUUAAAAAUUAUAACGUAACGUACUUAUGGAAGUACAAACGCUUAAAAUAAUUGUAGCAUCAAAAUGUGAUUUAAAACUUUAAAGUUUUUAUAAGCUAUAUGAUAAAUAAAGUAUUCAUAGCAAAAGUAUUUACAAUUCUUACAAUUAUGUAUGAAUUUUAUAUGCAAUUAAUUAUAGAUCUUUUGUCUACCUAUAAAAAGUAUAUUAUAACCGAGUUUCCAUAAUUGAGUCCAUAUACCGUAUGUUUCUAAUAUCUCCGAUGUUGACAUUGUGCGAUUGAUAGAUCUCACGCUAUGCAAGAAGGAACUUGGAAACUUCGGCGCACUGAUACUUUAGUGCCAGCCUUAGAUAGGGUGCAAGGACAGCACCUGGGAUAUGCUUAGUCUUCAUCUAGCCAGCUUUUUGCUUCUGAGCUGUAAGCUCUUUUGCUGACUGUUUAGAGAAAAAAAUAGUGUUGUUUUCAAUUGUUCAGCCCCACCAUGUUGUGUUGUAGUUAUGUUGGGCUGCAGUGGUACUAGGGUCUGCCUAAGGUGGAUUAACAUGGGGCAUUUAAGGAAGGUGUGGUUCAAGUUUCAUAAGAGUGAGAACUGUGUCUUCAAGGGUUAUGUGUGUAGCAUUUAUUUUGUUACGGUGGUAAUUUAUAGUGACAUGUCCUGUUCUUGGAAGAUUGUAGCUUGCUCUUUGCGAGGCAGGAAAUUAAUAUUGUCCAGUUCGGUUGGCCUGGUCAUUUCUUUGUACUUAGCUCUGCCUGUGUUUCCUGAUGCUCAUUGAUUGGGAAACUUCUCUUAGUGAUUGUUGGCUUACAUUGACUUUAGAGUGAAGUAGUCUAGGAGAUAGAAUGUUUAAAUAUCUGGUUAAAAAAAAAAAAUAGGCAAAAUGGGUGAUCUACCUUAUUGCUUCAGAAAUUCUGGGACGUAAAUGGAGUUUAAUAAAAAUGGAACUCAUCUAAACAGGUUAAAACCUUAAAUUAUAUUUCCCUCAAAGGUUCUUUAAUAAAUUAACUCAUUACAGGUCGUCAACUUGUAGCACCAAACUGCUGGUAGACAACUAAACCGUUGUAGGUCUAAUGUAUCUUGACUGUAAAAACUUCAAAUAACUUUAAUUAACUUUGUGACAACACUAAAUAACAUUUUAUUUACAGUGUAGACAAAAUUAGGUUAAUAUGAGAUCUGUCAUCCAAUAAAUGUAGUAGACUUAAGUAGUAUUAGUCUUUAACAAAAUCUAACUCACAACAAUAACACAACCUUUCAAUCUGUCGUUCUGUAGUCGUCCUAACUAAGACCAAGUGACGACAAUACCUCCUCUGUUGCAUCAUUCAAAACCAAUUGCUAACCUCUUCCCACCAUCACCAUAUAAACACACACACACACACACACACACACACUCCAUAACAAUCAUACAAGCGUGCCAUUUUGUACUUGUUUUUGUACAUGUUUCUUAUGGAACUAGCUAUUGUUCAUGUUUCUUAUGGAACAAGCUAUUGCCCAUAUCCCUUAUGGAACAAGCUAUUGCCCAUGUUAAUUAUGGAAUAAGCUAUUGCCCAUAUCCCUUAUGGAUAAAGCUAUCGCCCAUAUCCCUUAUGGAACAAGCUAUUGCCCAUGUUUCUUAUGGAACAAGCUAUUGCCCAUAUCCCUUAUGGAUAAAGCUAUCGCCCAUAUCCCUUAUGGAACAAGCUAUUGCCCAUGUUAAUUAUGGAAUAAGCUAUUGCCCAUAUCCCUUAUGGAUAAAGCUAUCGCCCAUAUCCCUUAUGGAACAAGCUAUUGCCCAUGUUUCUUAUGGAACAAGCUAUUGCCCAUAUCCCUUAUGGAUAAAGCUAUCGCCCAUAUCCCUUAUGGAACAAGCUAUCGCCCAUAUUCCUUAUAGAACAAUGUGUUUCCCAUGUUCAUUAUGGAACAAGCUAUUGCCCAUGUUCUUAUGGAACAAGCAAUUGCCCAUGUCCCUUAAAGAACAAGCUAAUGCCCAUAGUCAUUAUGACACAACUUAUUGAACAUGUUCCUUAUCGUGCAAGCUAUUGCCCAUGUUCCUUAAGAAACAUGCUAUUGCCCAUGUUCCUUAAGAAACAUGCUAUUGCCCAUGUUCCUUUUAUGCAACAAAGAUUUAAGCACUGGCGCAAUGAAACCAUCUAAGAAGGAAUAUCAAUUGAAACAAUGCCACCGAUAAAAUAGAUAAAGAUUUGAAAUAGUUUCAAACUCUUAAAGAUAAAGUUCAAAAUAGACUCACAGUGGUCAACGAUUAUAAUUGAUGGUAAUAGUUUAGAUACCCAGAUACCUUUACUGACCACCAUGUUGUUUUUAAGCUUAUUUAUCUCCCUUAUCUAUAUUAAACUUUUUUAAAAGAGAUUUUUGUUCUUAUGCUGUCAACUUAUGAAUUUUUAAGUGUAUUUACUGAAAUGAAGGUCUAAAAAAAUGUUAAUAAUAAAUUGAUGAAGUUGUUUCUUCUUUUUUUCAAUAA